AUGGAGAAACUUACUUCUCUACUUUUGAAUAUUUUUAUGCUGAGCGCCUUUGGAAAAGGUAAACAAUGUCCUAAUCUUAACAAUAACUGUUACUUUGAUGAAUUGAUUGCUCUCAUCAGAAAACGUUUUUUUUUUUGUUUCCCUUCACCAUUCGACUUCGCUUGAAGGCUCUCAAUUGCAUAUGAGGUGGUGCCGGCUUUUCUCUCGAAUUGACUGAAGCCUGAACUUAAAAAUGCAAAAAAUGAAACAUAAAUAUAAAUUAAGACUUCCCAAAGCUUUCCACAGACAAAUUUUCCUAUCUAAAGGCAAACCAGCUCUUACCGGUAUUCAUGCGGAUAAAAAAAUUACUUGAAAGAACUGUUCUUAUUUUCAAAUUAUAAAUUCCUUAUUCUUUAGGUCUCAGAUGACCCAAUUACAUUUCACAGAUCUGCUAUGCAUGCAAGAGAAUUAUUUACGAGCAAGAAAUAAGCCUUGCGGAACCUUUUCUUUGGAGGAACAUUUUCUCCUUUGAGCUUGUUUCUGUGGGAUAUUUGUAUAAAUAACUCUGAAAACUAAAUAUAGGCAGUUGUUUUUUGAGACUGUCAAGUAUUUCAGCAAUGAGGUGAAAAUUUAAAUAUUCAUUUUUGUGAAGGGAAGAUUUUUGUUGCUGCCUUCAUGAAUCCUUUCUAAAGAUGACUUACUGUACUCUGCGAUUCCAACCUACUGUCGACUAACACCUCGACCUUUUCUUUCUUUGCAACCAAACGCAAUUACGCACAACUUAAGCUAAAAAGACAAGAGUACAAAGAUCAGGCUUAGCUAAAGGUAAACAGUAGCCCUUCUGUGUGGAAACAGCCGUUCACGCUAGUAUUUUUCGUCGAGACGCCAUUGUCACCCAUUCCAGCCAUUGUAGGAAUGAAACAAUUGCUAAAUGAAGUAGGAAGUCAACAUUUCCUUUUGAUUAUAAACCACACUUUGUACACUGAGCCAGUUCCCACUUCGAACUCACAAUACUGGUCAAAAAAGAAUACGCACCUUGUAAAAAUACUGAAAUGACACUCAAUUUAUGGAGGGUUUGAUUUCUGUCAUUUUAAAGACUCACAUUGUCCAAAUAGUUUUUCUGUCAAAGCCAAGGUUUCUUACAAUCGUCCAGAUCACCCCAAACGAUCCCGAGAAUGCCCAUGCAUUGGGGCAGAUUAUAUGGAAAUUGAAUGUAAAGCAGUCUAUACAUUCACCAGUAAUUCGGUCGAAUAGGACGAAUUAAACUGAGUUUGAGAUUAGGCCUGAGGCCCUUUAAAGGUCUAGUGGUUUCCCAUCCCCAAAAGCAGUUUUUCGUUUGCUGCGUCGUACUUAACUGAACUUAACUUAGAUCGAGAUUUUAGUAACUUUUAAAUUAAGGCAACGAUUAUAUCAGGAAACGAGAACGAAUCUAAUAAAAAAGUUUUUACUAAAGAAUCUCGACGGCUACGCCUUCGAUAAAAAUGAUAAGAUGGCUGCAGACCUGCAAAGUUCCCAACAUGUUCGACACCUCAGUGAAAUACAUCCCGAAAAAAAUUAGGAUGCAAAUUAACCUUAACUAGGAAAGGCCACGUUGCCGAUAGUGCAAAUAAGACCGUUUUCAGGAUGCAAAUGUUUAAUAUCACACCUACUUGGUAGUUUCUUUCAAAUCAGUGAAACUCUCCGACCAUAGAUAGUUUGAACAGCUUAUAUAAAAUUAAGAUUUUUUCAACAACAUUUAUUGAGGUGGAUUAUGACUAGAAGUUUACUAAAAUGGUUCAAUCGAUAAACAACGUCGUGUAGCUCCUAUGGGCGGCGUGUCAUCUGAUGACUGAUAAGUCCAAUUCUGGAUUUACAUAUUCUGGAGCAGGUGGGACAGGGGAGGGUCUGAUCGCUGCAGGACGUUUCUUGAUUGGCCCAAUCCUUUCGACGCUUGCAUUUCUCCUUAGCAGUGUUCACUCUGGAGUCCUCGAACUCGAAAUAUUAUAAACUGAAUUAAUAACGUAAAUUGGCCACGGUUAACAGAGUGUAAAAGCUGACGUUUCCGAGUGCCAGGAUCGUUGCAAAUCCAUCCAUAAAAGAUAUGAUCGCAGUUACUUAGUACAGAUACCUCCCAAUCUUAUGUACCAUUUGGUUCUUUCAAUGUCGUAACGAGGUUAACUAAGAUGGGGCGUUCUUUUUAGGGCUAAAAGACUGAAAAAGAUUCGGGCACGGGUGAAAGAGUGAGAAGCCAGGAAUUAAAGUAAAUUAUAAAUUUGCAUUAAAUCACGCUCGCUCUAUUUUACAGAUGAUGUGCAGAUCAGCCCAGAAGAUGCUAACAGCUUCAUGGUAGUUAAGUCGCGUGUGCCAAGAGGCAUUUAUCACGAAUGUUAUCAUGAGGGAUGUGAUUUUGAGGAGGUUGAAGAAGUAUUCGGAGCCUCAAAAAAGGGGGUAUGUCUUAUAUUAUCAUGAUAACUCUCUAAAGAUGAGACUUUCUAACAUAGGUUUGUGAACGAAACAUUGUGUAAUUAAUGUGAAAACUUGCACCGAACCAGUUCCAAAGUUUUUCGGGAAACGUUCCAUCUGUGAUGACCGUGAUAUGAACUGAAAACGUUGUGAUGCCAUGCCUCAAUAAUUACGCACUCAUGAAGAUACUAAAGGUCAGUUAUGAAUAAGUGCUAAUUUCGUGAAAUGCACGUUUCUCUUUCUUUUUUUUUUCAGUAUGAAUAUUAUUACACUUACACUUGCCAUAAAUUUGGAAAAAACUGCAAAGGUUUGUGUUUGUCGUUUAGUCAAUAUCUUACAGAUAAAUUUUAUUUCAGGUGCACAAUUUUCAUAUAGGGGUUAUAGUUUGGCAGGGGAUGGGUUGGGAAGCCAAGUGCCUAAUUUGCCCUAGUGAUUAGAAAGACUAUGGAUUUCGUGCUCUUAGGUCCUCGACAGGGAAAAACAAUUUAAAAUUCUGAACGUUAAACUGGGCUCUUUUCGGACCGGACACCUUGACAUAGGAGUGAAAUUGGUGGAGAGUUCUCUUCCUGUAUGCAUAGUAUUCUGAAUUCCGUGUUGUUUUAUUUUACAACCUACAAAGUAUAUAGCUAAAACUGGGUCCCCGACUGAGCAGAUUUUUCUAAAAGAGAGCCAUGGUUUCAUAAACGCAUUGGCGUUACCCAGACGUCUUAAAUGAAUCCCCCACCUCCCUCAUUCUGGUAGAAAGUUAGAACUCAUGCACUGAAUUCUUCACUUCACAGUGCCGUGCACUUACCGAGAAGACUGUACUUUUGGUGAGUGGGGAACCUGGCGAGGAGUGGUAAAUGCUCAGCAACCUGGAUGUUACCCGCAGAUAAGAUCGAAACCAUACAACCAUCCACUUCAAACUCAAUAUCGACGCUUCAGCUGUGGUGGACUCAACAUUGGGUGUCCUGCUCCACCAGUUCAGAGGCGACGGCAAUGUAAGUUAAAACUACCAGUUUUUGAAAUACACCAUCUUUUUUUUACAGGAAAAUCUGGAAUUGUUUUCCUUUUUUACCAACACUCGUGAAAUAAAAGUUUGUAUUUCUUUAAGUCACGAUCCGGUUAACUUUCAUCUCUAUAAAAGCUCCUUUCUGAUAUGACAUCCCCCUCGAGAGAUCCCUGCGUCCAGAAUUUUGAGAUAAGCCCCUAUGCUGGUAAGCUGAUAAGUCCCUCUUCCACCCCUCUCUCUACGGCUCUAGAAUCGUAGUUCAUUUGGGAUUGGUAUCUCCCUUUAAGAUUAAUAUAUUUCUUUAUUGAAAGCUUUACAGUUUUACCGUUUCAAAUAUUGUAGGUUUUCUAACCAUACUAAACCAUACUGAACAUAGUGUCUUCCCAAAAAGGUUGGAUGACUGUCAGAGGGCAAGAAAUGAAUAACCUUUUUUGGAGGGGGGAUGAUAACUUUUAGGGAGUGUUACGGCAAGUAUAUAUACUUUUGCCUGGCUCAGCUUCAUGCGCGUAGAAAAAAACAGCCACUAACUCAUUUCAUCUUUCUUUUUUCGACUUAAACCUUGCAGUAAACUAGUGAUCUAAUGAUGUGAACGAUUUUAGCUUUUUGUGUUUGUUUCUUUGUUCAAAAGGCCAGGGAAAAGGCUUUCGCUACCUUCUUGUUUUAUUGAAAAGAUCAUGAUGUUUAGCAACAAUCGUUGCCGUUAGACUCUACUGGGUUUUUCGACUUUGUUAUUUUGGCCUGUUUUAAACCAGGUGUAUGUCGAAAAGCUAAUUGCCAGCAUGGAUCUUGGGAGGAGUGGAUUGGGAACAUAACAGAGGGAAGCUGUGGGAUGCAGAAUAGAAUCAGACCAUACACUUUGACCUGGUCUUUGGAGCAACAGACUGGUUCAUGUAAUUCCGUUCCAACUGAGUGUCCUCUUCCAGAGACAGACUAUCGAAAGAUGUGUAAGUGCUUGAAGUAACUCAUCUAUUUCCAUUUUGAUGGUCCGUAGAUGGCGAACUAAUCACCUGGCCUGGCACUUCACUGUCCUACAAAUAAACACCUCGCAGCUUUACAAGACAUUAGCAUUUUAGCCUCAUUUAUCUAUCUAAAAAGGGUAUUAUUCCCCGAAAAUUUUUAAAGAGAAUGGCACUUGACGAAGAAGUCGGAACAUACUUUUAAGCUAUGUCGAACUGAUAGCCACCAUUGAUAAGGGUUGUCGUCUGAGCUAGUAAUUUAUCAGAAUUAUCAAUUGCACUCAAUUUCCCUGUUCGAUUUACACAACAUGGAUUACACAACAAACUGAGUUUGUGGCCUCAUAAAUUUUGCAGGCAGCUGUCCCAAAGCGGAUUGUGCGUUGGAAGACUGGGGCGAGUGGAAAGGCUCUGUCGCGGAGGGAACUUGUGGCCAGCAGAAGCGAACAAGGGGGUUUACCAAGUCAAUUGUUUAUGAACAACACGUCAACGAAUGUCCAGCCAAUCUUCCUCAAAAGUGCCCACAGGCUCUUGAAGAAACCCGUACAAAUUGUAAGUAGCCAAAAGUUUUAGUGCGGUUUUGAUAAACAGUCAGUUUAAACUACAACCAGACCAACAAACAAGCCAAAAUUCCCAGAUCUUGGAUGAAAAUGGACUUAUAAUAUUUAUUCAUUUAUUAUAAAACAGGUAGCUGUAAAUAUGCCACCUGCUCUCUCGGUAAUUGGUCAGAGUGGGAACCAAAGGAGCUCCAAGAAGGUCAAUGUGGUCAGCAACAGACGAGGAGGAAGACAUAUGCCCUAACUUUUCAAUAUCAGAUGCAUGCUGACAAGUGUCCACCCCUGCCACAAACUUGCCCAGACGACAUCGUCGAUAAAAGAACGCAAUGUAAGUUUACGUAUGAUCAUUGACAAGAAAUUAUUCAUCUCAGCAAGAGAUAAUAUUAUCUUGAUUUCGGUAAGCUCUAAAAACUUGGAACCAUAUCAUGUUGUUUUAAUGCGCAAGGGCGUUACUUAAGUGAGUCAUACGUGGGCAUAUUACCUCCUCCUUUCGAAAUAAAUCGUACAAUAAGACUAUAUUCAAUAGGAUGGUGAAUAAAUGAAACAUUUAAAAAAGAAAAAAUAACUGGUGCAAUAAAAUUGUUUUUAUGAGCGUAUAAUAAGUAAAGGUCAUCUUAGAAGAUACCUUAAUGUACAAUAGCCAUGGAUUAUACUGCAACAUGCCGGGGAACUUUUCUUUGGUUCAUGGACUUAAUCCACCAUCGCGAAAACCUGUUUUCAAAUAGAAAUAAGAUAUAAGAGUCGAACAAAGUUAAAAUUCCUCAUACUGAUAACUCAAGAGGUAGCAGUGUCCAACUAGGAAGUCUGGGAUAUGUUUCAUCGGGGCCUGAAUUCCUUUUCCCCGUUGUUUCCAUCGUUUAAUUUUGAAUCAAAGCUUACUUGGUGAUAAAUUUUUAAAGGCAAAUGCCGAUACAGAGACUCCUGUGAUCUCAAACCUUGGGGUGAAUGGGAAAACCCGAUAACAGAGGAAGGAUGUGAAUUACAGACGAGGACGCGAGAUUACGUUCAUCCUUUGAAACACUCGCUGCAGGAAGAUUGCAGUGGCUUACUAACGUCUUGUGUGACGAGACCGAAGGAAAGCAGGAAUUUUUGUAAGUAACAUGAAAAUAGAUUUGAUUAAAAUUAUGCAGGGUGAAUAAAUGAAGAAAUGAAAGAAUGAAUACAUGCCAGAAAAGUUUCAAAUGAACAUGCGUGGUACACAGGCGGAGGGGUGUGCGAGGCAGGGGUAGAGGUGUGAUACGAUGUAAGUGUUGCAAUCGUCACUUAAUUUGUAACUGGGGAAUACCACCAGCUUGAAAAUUUAAGCUUUUCAAUUCCUACCUAUCAAUCCCCAAAAUUACCUAAGAAUUUUAACCUAAAAACCUACAUUGGGAACAAAUUUCGUGAUUUUUAUCACUAAAUAAAUUUCCGGUCGUAUGACUAAUAUUAGGUAAAUGCAAAUACGUGGAAUGUGAUCUCGGUGAGUGGUCUGAUUGGAGCAGUCCUGCCUUGGCCCCAGAGCAGUGUGGGAAGGAGAAACGAACGAGGGAGUACAUUGCUAAAGAAAAGUUCAGUUUUGGAGAGACUUGUAAUGGACUUGUCACCUCUUGUCCAGCCGCGAAAGAGGAAACAAGAACAAUUUGUAAGUUUAUAGUUUUCGUGAAAAAAAGUUUGUAUACUUAGCAGAUGAAUUGUAUCUGUCGUCAAAAUAUAAUAUACGCCACCUAUUUGAUACUUGAAUCUAAAAUGUAUAAAUUUCAUUCCGCCGGAAUGAUACAAUCCAUCUGGUACUCGCACUGUUGACAAGGUGAACGUGAGAAUAGGUUUCAUUAACUAUGAAAAUCAAAUGAUCAAAAACAAUAUUUUUAUCUUGAUCCUAAUAGUUUACUGAUUUAUCCAUCAACGAAUUAAUCGACUAAAUGAUUAUUCAAAAUUAUUUACUAUAGAUAUCUUAUUGACAGACUUGUUGAAAACGAGUGUCAUUUCAAAGACAAAAACACAAGGCUAGAUUUUCUUUCCUUUUCUACCGUGCCGUGGUUUAUGUUUAAAUGUGGUAAUGUUUUAUUGCUUUUGGCAUCAGGCAAAUGUGCAUAUGUUAGUUGCAAAAUCAGCGAUUGGAAUCCUUGGAAAGGUGAACUACCGAAGGACGGAUGUGCGCAACAAAUAAGAACAAAAGAUGUCACCACGACCCAACACGAAAAGAUCCAAGCAGAAAACUGUCAAGGACUUCAGACCACCUGCCCCGAGGUGCCACCAGAGACAAGGACGUGGUGUAAGGACCUAAAUUUGUUACUUAUAUAACGGCUGUCGGGGUUGAGAGGUUCGAGUAAAUCAAAUUCAAGGCGGUGUCUGGGAGUCAUUUCGUAUCAGGUCAAGCGCUCUCUCUUAAUUAAGGAAGAAAUGACACGAAGAAGAAAUGAGGAAAUGACACAAGUGACAAGGGCAAGAAUUGUGAACCUGAUACAAUAUUAAGUUCCAAUUCGAUCCACGAAAAUUUUAAGGAGACACUUUUACUUCACGUAUGGGGGAGACCUGAAACCUGAAAGGCUCUUUAGUGGACGGAGUAGAGUUACCAUUGAUUAGAAAAAAACUGAUAUAACAAAAUGAAACUUGUUUUUUUAAAGUAAGAGUGCCACAGAGAGAUUUCGAUACUCGGAAAAAGUGUCGAAGAAUGGCAGAAUGGAAUAGACAUUCAAAAGCAAACUUUCUUUUUUGCCUUAUUUUCCACCGUUCUCUACCGCAGUCAAAGAAGUUAUUUUGUUUCAAGUUUUGUACCUCUUGAAAAAUUCAGUCGGAAAUAUCUUUUCCUGUUACUAGAGGCCAUUUUUUUGCAUUUCCAAUCCUCUUUCCACCAUUGUGUUUUCGUUGUUACCAAGCUACGAUUUCACGGUUUUCUUCAUGUGACUGUUGUCUUGCAUGUCCCAGCAGACGAUUCAAAUUGAAAAAAAAUCUGUGCUUGUAGGUAAUUGUUCCUUUAGAGAAGACUGUGUGCUGAAGGAGUGGAGCGCUUGGUCAGAGAAGAUUCCGGAUGUGGGAUGUGCUGUACAAAUUCGAAAACGUGACUUUAACAAAUCGCUUGAAUGGAUUGAAAGAGGAACAUGUGAUGGUUUGGAAUCGUGUCGUGCCAUUCGAGAGGAGGCCAGGACCGAAUGUAAGUCGAUUGUGAAAGAUCUUGUUAACUCCCAAACGUGACCAAGACAGAUUCUCUCAUAAUGUUAAUACAACAUCAAACAGACAUAUAAUGAAAGUAAAUAAAACAUCAUUUAGGAGAUUAUUAGUCGACCCAGUACCAAAUUAUGUGAAAUAACUCAUUAGUAGGAAUGUAUAGCAGACGAUAAGGACGAUUACUCAUGAAAUCUUGGGAGUGAAAAGAUAAAACUCCUUCCGUUUCCGCUUCACUCCUAGAGUGUGGAGACAGUGUCAAUCAAAGAAACUAAAUCUUAUUGACUAAAAAGUAGACAUACAACUGAAAUAAGAUAAAAGUCAUGAGCCAAAAAAUAGUUUUUAAAAAUUAUUAAAAGUGUUCUAAACUCGUCAGUUGAUAAUAACCGUAGUCAGUCACCAUGUGAUGGUAGGCGGGUGCAGAGGCACAAAAUAUGUAUAGCUUUCAGGUUCGUCUUGAUCAGUCCAAAGAGAAAUCUGGGCCGGGUUGUUCAAAGCUGGGUUUAGAUGACCCAGGGUUGGUGUGUGGUCUGAUUUUAGAUCUUGUAUAAUUCUUUUUGUUUAAAACUUGAUUAUUGGAUGCUCUAAAAAGAAUACAAAAAAAUUAUGUAAAAAAGGCUUCUGAACACAGGAAUAAAGAAACCCGGAUUAAAUUUAAUCCUGGGUCAAAGCUAAUCGGCCUUCAAAGAACUGGGCCCAGCUGAAAGAUAAGGUUAAAGUAAUCAUAAACUGAACUCGAUGAAGCAAAUAGUGCUUGUCAGUUCUUUCCUUUUUUUUACGAACUUAGAGGCCAGAAAAAGGAAUUACUGCUUUCAUUUAUUUGUAUGCCUAUUCAUUUUCGAUGCACUCAUCUGCAAUUCCCAGGUAACUGUAAUCAGAUAAUUUGUUCUUGGGGAAACUGGACGCGAAAGAGUUUCAACGCCGAGACCAAUUGUUUUGUUGAAAUGAGAGUUAAAAAUGAGUCAGAUGGCUUCAAGAAGAUCAGACAGGCUGAUGACUGUAAAGGAAUACCAACAAGGUGUAGAGAUGACGAGAAAGAGGAAAGAGAAGACUGUAAGUGAUAAAGAGAUGUUUUUUAUUAUGGCAGUACAAUAACGAUGAUCAUCAUAAUGAUAAUGAUGACAACGAGGAUCUGAUCAUGAUGUUGAAGUCGACGAAAUACAUUUUCGUGACUAAAGUGAGUCAUUGUAGCCGAAUACAGGGCUGAACUACCACAUGUACGAAUGAUAGAUACCGACGAUGGUAGCACGAAACAUUUCAAACACUGAAACCUUUUGGAAUUUUCGGUGUUGCAUAGUGAAAUUCAACUGUCUAAAGUGAGGUUUUUUUGCUUUCAUAUGGGUAUGUUGCUUCGAUUUCCCCCCGUGCGAGUCAAAUAUCACUUUUAAAAGGCUUUGGGUUAAUGAUACAUUAAAUGAUAAUAUUUGAGAUUUUCUUGAAUCCCAGGUCUCAGUGGAGGACCUGGAGGAAAACCGACCACUACUGCUCCACCUACUCGUCCUCCAACCACAGUAGCACCAACAACUGCCGGUACAGGUAAGAGAUAAGAGGGCAUAUUCAUUUUUGAUUUCUGUUCAAAUGAAGAAUGGUCAAUACUACAAGCAAUAGCAAUUUCAAUUGUUUAUACUAGAUGCCUUUGUUUCGAUUUUCGCGCCAAAUGUGCACACGCGCGCUUUUCCACCAUUUUUCGCGCCCUUUGCGUAUGUUUCUACUUUCGGCGAAUUUGUUGAUAUUCUCGAACUUUUCCUGAACUUUGUGUAUUCGUUGUCACGGGAAUGAAGUCAGACAGAGAAUCCAUAACAUUGUUAAACUUCGAAACUCUUUUAUGAUGCGAGGUAUCAUGUCUCAUUUUCAUAAUUCCAGGCGUCUCAUAGGUUGCCAAAGAGCUUCUGGGAAAGAAUUAAUGCUUAUACAAUGAAUUAUAUUUUUUGUUUUUAAGUCAAACCACCGACCUUUGUACACAUUGGCUGUUUCAAAGAUAAAGGCAAAGAUCCUCGUCCGCUGCCGAUGUUAAUUGCAAAUAAGAGGAAAGAAAUCGAUUGGUACAACCUAAGAAAGACGGUAGAGGCUUGUGCAGCUGAGGCGCAGAAGAGCAGGUUAUUUGAAUCUUUGUUUUCGGUGUCUCCAUCAGAUAUUCAAAAUAUAUUCAAAUAUUCUAGCAAUGGGUAACCAGAGAAAGGAAAAAGAAACGAACUCGUAAUCGGUGUUAUGAUAUGGCAAGGUAGUCCUGAGGUAAGUCUUUGUAGACGUUCCUUUGUUAUUUACUUGGCUAGGAUUUUGCCAUACGGACCGUUUUCACGAACGGUCCUAAGCCGUGCCUUUUUUCCCGUGAAAGCUGGCAAAUUAAAAAAAAUUAAUUUAUUCUGAGUGCCUUAUAAUAAACUACUUACUAAUUUUGCUUGCUUGAGCCAUACCGGGCAAUAUUAGCCCUCGUUCAUUUUCGGACAGACCUUGCUGCUCUCCGCCUAGACCUCGGGCCAAUAUUCGCCAGAAAGGCCCUUGUGAUCGGUUAUUAAGAAGUUAAUAUUAAAUAGUUUCGAGAGCCUUAGACUAAAAUGCCCGCAGUUCGGCAAACACUUCUUAUUUAGGAGCCGUUAAUUUUGUCCUGGCAGAUAUGAGUAUUUCUCGGUGCAGUUCUUUGGCGAGUGCUGGAGCGGAGAAAAUGCAGGGAAAACGUUUGCAAAAGAUGGGGUGUCUAAAGAUUGCUAUGAAGGGGUCGGUAAGAACAGAGCAAACGCUGUUUACCGGAUAGAGGACGUCCCACGUAAGUAACCCGUAAUACUGUAUUAACUGAAAGAGACGGCGCUUCGAUAAUAUAGCUAUUAUUCUUCGAGCGCGUGUUGGAUAUGAGAUGGUAAAUAACCAACGAAUGCGUGAGCGCGAAUGGAAGAAUUAUUUUAUUGAAUUAACCGCCUUUCGUUUAUGCUGGGAGCUCAGUGGAUUUGUUUCAACACUAAAAUUAAGAAAAAUUAGGCUAAAUUAGUUUCCAUAUAAGGUUAUUCAGUGAAUAUAUGGGCUGACUUACAGAGUUGAAUAAACCAAUCAGAACACUGGAAAUGCAAUAUCGGGUGUUGAAAAUUGAAUAGGUAUAAAUAUAGCUUUGAAAGUGCCACGAUACAAAGACAGAAAUUUUAGAAGAUGGGGUGUGAGAGUCCUUUCCACGACGAUCAGGUUCCCCAUUAUUCGGAGGAAAGUAUUCGCAAUAGUUUGAGUAAUAGACGUAAUGGCAGGUAUAGCUCUGUGAAAGAGGGUUGCACGUUUUGCAUACCCGAUCACGAUACUGUGUUCCUCCAAAGGGUUUUAUCAGUUAAAACUGCUCACAUCUUUAUCUUAGAUCAUAAGGGUAACCCUUUCGGGACAUUCUUCAUCUAGCUCAUGAUAUUACAUGAAUAGUGCCAAUUUUGUGAUUAAAAAACAUUUUUCUCACGGGCCCAAAUGCUGCUAAAAACUAAUUUGUACCAUAAACAGCAUCAGAGAGGAGAUGGAAAAUGUGUUGUUUGGUUUAAACUGAUUUUACGAGUGGUCUAUAAAUUCAUUCACUUUAGGUUUUGUGUCUCAGAUAAUAGGCACGUCAACUAUACAACAAGUUCAUUAUCACUUGAAAAUAUUGCCACUGACGACUUUUUUUCUUUUCAUCUUCUUUCACGACUUACCGUAAGGCAAAGAUGUUCGUUACAUUCCAUCUCUCACGGGCCGAGAAUUUAAAUCAAACUGCGCUACAGAAAAGUAAUUUAGGAGGAAGAAAUGAAAGAGUCAUAGAGCAGUUUAUAGCUUUGAAUACUGGGCGUCGGUUGAGUGAUGUUUUAGGUUAUAGUGAACAUACCUAUCAUAUGAAAAUUGCGGGGCGUUAUGUUAUAUGAAGCAUGAUGAUAAUUUACGUGUUAUUUCCUUAGCCUGCUCUUCUGAGCUUACUAUUACAGCACGAGCCAGCAGCGGACAAGUGCGAAAAAAUAACGCCUGGUGCGCUGGGAAAAAUUCUGACAAGUUUCAGUGGAUCAUUGUGGAUUUGGACGGUGAAAAGAAAAUUUCAGGUAUCGUAGUUUAUAUUUAGUUUCAAAGAAAUUUAUCGACACUUUGGUUCAUUGUGAGGAAGCGCUCUUGGUUUCCAUUGAAAGAAACCUCUGCAAGGUUCCAGGAAGGUGCAACCUUUUUCCGAGAUUAACUUUAAAACAUCAAACAUGUUUGUAACUCUAGGUGUCGGCACUCAGGGUGUCGACCUGGACAACUGGGUCACCCUGUACACAGUUCAGUGGAGCGAGGAUGGAGAAGCAUGGGUCACCUACCAAGAGGAUGGUCAUGAUAAGGUACUUAAUUAUUUUGGAAUUUUGAUAUCCCUUACCAUAUUGUUUUCAGUUUCUGUCCGUUUGUCUCAUCAAUCAGCUGACUUGUCUUUCGGUCUGUCUAGUCUAAAUGUGUGUUCGUCGUUUGUUCUCUCAUGCAUAACUGACCACCAUUGCAGAUCUUUACGGGAAAUUCAGAUCGAUUCACCUUAGAGACACGCUGGCUGAAGGAUCCAAUCACAGCCAGUUUCCUGCGCUUCGUACCAAAGUCAUGGUCUUCUAUACUCGUUUGCAUGAAGAUAAGGGUUUAUGGUUGCAAUGUGUAAGGUAUGCAAAUCUGUAAGAUUGUAUGAGAGCAGACAAGUAAAAUAUACCGAAAAUGAGAUAUUGAAGUGAUAAGGGAAAUAGUCAAUGUGUUAGUUUGUCCAAGUAAUGUAGAUGUGUAAACAAGAUAUCGACAUAACUGGCGAUUAUCUUUUAACUCGAGCUCACACCUUUUUAACUUGCAUGAUCCGCGCGAAAUUUAAACUUAUAUGACUAGCCGUGCGGACUGGGGCUAGGAGGGGGAUUGGUUUCUACAAUCUUAGAUGACACGGUCUGUGGGCCAUAAGGGAGUUUAGUUACAGUACACCUUACACAAAGUCAGUUUACGAAUCUGAUUAGCGUAAUCUUAUACGGUAUAGUUCGAUAACAUAUAUGUUAAGUAUAAAUUGUAAAACGACCAUGUGCUACUGAAGAUGACACGAAUACUGUGGAAACAUGCUUUGAAAACUUAAAAAUGUUGCUUGAUCUUUUAUGAAAAUUAUCGUUACUCUGCUCAUUUGCAGUUUACACAGAGUCAUAUUAGUCUAGUUUAUGUGGUCUUAAAUUAAAUUAUGGCUACAACUUAUAGAACGCGGAAAAGUUUUUUUUUCAAACGUUGAUUUUAUGAAUUUAACACGUAAAAGAGAAUUCGCUCUCUCUGAUUCUACGUUUUUUUGCAGAAAACAAAGGCAAGGAAUGGAUCAUACUUUGUAGCAAUAGAGCAGCAGCACUAACUUCCCACACAACAAGAUAAAUAAA
Molecule: messenger RNA, 13405 nt
Organism: Pocillopora meandrina
Lineage: Eukaryota; Metazoa; Cnidaria; Anthozoa; Scleractinia; Pocilloporidae
Source: the annotation of a GenBank genome assembly